Messenger RNA from Oncorhynchus kisutch (coho salmon), 698 nucleotides. RefSeq names its product E3 ubiquitin/ISG15 ligase TRIM25-like. NCBI's taxonomy places the organism in Eukaryota, Metazoa, Chordata, Actinopteri, Salmoniformes, Salmonidae. Bases 57 to 683 code for a protein of 208 amino acids. The record is from RefSeq and is a predicted model, not a curated record. The transcript has 2 exons. Gene Ontology annotation, molecular function: zinc ion binding.
ACGAAACUUAUUAGUCGCGGUGUUUGUCCGUGUGAAAGUGAACAACAACCGUCCAAAUGGCUCAGCAGGCAGUUCUGCUGGACCAGGACCAGUUCUCUUGUUCUGUCUGUCUGGAUCUACUGAAGGAGCCAGUCACUAUUCCCUGUGGACACAGUUACUGUAGGAGCUGUAUUGAGGGCUGCUGGGAUCAGGAUGAUCUGAAGGGGAUCUACAGCUGUCCUCAGUGCAGACAGACCUUCACUCCAAGGCCUGCUCUGAGAAAGAAUAACAUGUUGGCUGAAGUGGUGGAGAAACUGAAGAAGACAGGACUUCAGGCUGAUCCCCCUGAUCUGUGCUAUGCUGGACCUGGAGAUGUGGCAUGUGAUUUCUGCAUUGGGACCAGAAAGCAGAAAGCCCUCAUGUCCUGUCUGGUGUGUCUGGUGUCUUCCUGCAAGACUCACCUCCAGCCUCACUAUAGUGUCCCUGGACUAAAGAAGCACAAGCUGGUCAAAGCCUCCACACAGCUACAGGAGAACAUCUGCUCUCAUCAUGACGAACUGCUGAAGAUUUACUGUCGUACCGAUCAGAAUUGUAUCUGUUAUCUGUGUAUGGUGGAUGAUCAUAAAGGCCAUGAUACAGUGUCAGCUGCAGCAGAGAGGACCGAGAAACAGAGUCAGCUGGGGAUGAGUCAGCAGAGAGAAUAAAGUAGAUGUCACGGG